Messenger RNA from Diospyros lotus (date-plum), 791 nucleotides. RefSeq lists its product as uncharacterized. The record is from RefSeq and is a predicted model, not a curated record. Bases 135 to 623 code for a protein of 162 amino acids. Lineage: Eukaryota; Viridiplantae; Streptophyta; Magnoliopsida; Ericales; Ebenaceae. The transcript has 2 exons.
UGCUGGUAAGAGGUAACAGGCUAACAGCCAGCUCAUAAGUUCUUAACCAAUUACCCGCACCCGCAGUAUUGUUCGCAACUCGCCAUUUUCUUCAUCAAACGCCUUCCUCUCCCCAGCUCGCCUUCCCACUGUCAAUGGUUCGCAAGCGAUUUCAAGAAGCCAAAACAGGGAUUCAAUGGGUUAAGUCGCUCGAUGCGGAGAUGGUCUUGAAAAAGAUCGGGCUGGGAAAGGAAGACCAUUACUUCUGGAAGCAAGUGGGCAAGGCCUUGCUGUGCACAUACGCGCUGUUCGGCGUUGCUUGGGUGUACAACGAGACGUCGCCGCUGGGUUGGUGGACGCUGAAGCCGCGGCCCAAGGAGGAGAGGGAGCUGGCCCACCUGUACGAGCGCCGGAAGUUCCCGUACCCGGGCGACGAGGAGGCAAUGGAGGAGUUCGUCUCCAAGGGCGGCAUGAUCGGUACGACGAUUGGCCCCAAAGGGAUCGUGGAAACGGACAGAGACUCGUACAACUACCAGAAGGAGUUGCAGGACAAGAAGGUCGAGCAAGAGGCUUUGAAGCUGUGGUUUCGGAUGAGGAAUGAAGUCAUCUCGGAGCUUCAGGAGAAAGGCUUUGAUGUGGAGUAAUGCUUGAGGUCACAGGCAGAACCCAUCUUGCAUGAAUAUUCUCUCUUUUAUGCGAAGUGAUAAAUAAGUCCAUCUAUUUUGGUCCAAAUAUUAAAUCGGUUACUGUAGUUUAAAAUUAAUUAAAUUAGAAACUGUAUUUUUUAAUUUAAGAUCGAAUUAUUCAUUAUA